Messenger RNA from Calliphora vicina (urban bluebottle blowfly), 3112 nucleotides. It is a transcript of the gene loh, whose product is annotated as lonely heart. Gene Ontology annotation, cellular component: extracellular matrix. Gene Ontology annotation, biological process: extracellular matrix organization. The coding region runs from base 32 to 2794 and encodes 920 amino acids. NCBI's taxonomy places the organism in Eukaryota, Metazoa, Arthropoda, Insecta, Diptera, Calliphoridae. The transcript has 11 exons. The record is from RefSeq and is a predicted model, not a curated record.
AAAGUAUUAAGUGUAAAACAGACAGAAAGCAAUGCGUUUGAAAAUGGAUUUAAAGCUGUUUAUAAGCACAAUUUUCAUCCUAUUUUUAAUAUGUGGUCUCACAAUGGCAGAUAAAGCUACUAUGGAAAGAAUAAGGAAACAUCAAGAAUGGCUAAAACAGCGCAAUCAGGCACGCAAUAAUUUAUUGUCUACAGCGAAACCUAAGAAAUCUAUAGAAUUAUUAAAUUUAUGGAGAUUUAAUAAAAAUGAAAAUACUAGCAUUAAUGAUGUCUAUCCAGAAAAUGAUAAUAUUUUAACAAAAUCGGCAACCACCACAACAACUACAACGUCUACUACGACAACAGCAGCCAGCACAACAACCACAACGCCUAAGCCAACCACAAUUAAAACUACACUUCCUACUACAACAUCUACCACCAGCACCACCACCACGACCACCACUACACAAAAACCCUUUACUACUUCGACUACGACUUUAAAACCAUCUGUAGCACCUUUUUAUAAUUCAAUACCCAGAUUUGACUCAAAUUUCCAUUUAAAAUCAUCUACCACCAACGAUUGGUUGAGCAAUGAUAUUUUGGAAACCACUACACCUUUCCCAACCACAACAUCAACGUCUGUGUCUCCACCUAAAACAACGACUACAAAUGCGCCAACAACUACAACAACUCGUAAGCCAAAACCACGUACUUAUCCCCGCUGGGGCAAUUGGGGUGAAUGGAGUGAGUGUUCCCGUAGUUGUGGUGGCGGUAUUAAACACCAGCUGCGUAAAUGUAUUAAUCGAAAUUCCUCUACUGGCAAACUACAUUUGAGCAAAAAUUGCAUAGGAGUCUACAAACAUUAUCAAUUGUGUAAUGAACAGCCUUGUCCUUCUCAUCAGGAAGAUUUUAGAGCUCUACAAUGUUCGUCUUAUAAUAAUGUGGAUUUCCAGGGUCAACAAUUUAUGUGGGAGCCGUAUGUUAAAGAGGAUGCUGAGUGUGAAUUGAAUUGCAAACCUUUGGGCAUGAAAUAUUUCGCUACUUUGAAUUCAUCGGUAAUUGAUGGCACUCCCUGUGAAAAGCCCGCUGAAUAUUAUAGAUCGAAUUAUAAGGAUCGGGCCAUGUGUAUUGAUGGUAUUUGUAAGGCCAUACACGCCAGCGGUAUCAUUACCGGUCUCUCUGCCAAUAGUGGAGCUGUUAGUUGCGGUGGUUUAUUAUGUCGUCCCAUAACUGGUCUAUUUACCAGAGAUCCUCUGCCCGAUGAUGCUUACAUACAUGUGGCCACAAUACCAGCAGGAGCUUCAAAUAUUUCUAUUACCGAAUUGAAAAAUAGCAUGAAUUUGUUGGUGCUAAGUUCUGAGGAAGAUAGUUAUAUUAUCAAUGGUGACAAUUCGGUUUCAUUGAGUGGUGCUUAUGAGGCUGCUGGUGCUGUAUUCGAUUACCAUCGUUUGGAUGGUUUGCAAGAGCAUGGUGAAGGUGUUACGGAAUGGGUUACUUGUACGGGACCUAUAAGAGAUAAUGUGGAAUUGAUGAUCUUUAGCAAAACUAUGAAUCCCGGCAUUAAAUAUGAAUACUUACUACCCAUUACCUCGGACUCUGAGGAGAAUGAAGUGUCUGUAGAAAGUGAUGGUUUCCUUAAAUCGGGUGGUGAAGAAACCUCCAUUAGUGCCAGCCACAGCUCAAAACGUCGUCGUUUCAACUGGAAGGUAGUAGGUUUCAGCACCUGCUCUAAGUCUUGUGGUGGAGGUACUCAAACUCCCAUUAUAAGAUGUGUGCGAGAGAAUCCUUUACGUUACUACUCCCAAAGAAGAUGUAUGCAUUCGGAAAAGCCAGUUAUAAAUGAAAAUCUCCUAAGAUGUAAUACCCAACCCUGUCCGGCUUAUUGGCGUUUAGAUGAUUGGACUGAAUGCCGUUGUCAUCAUGGCGAGGGCUCUAAGGAACGUGAACUGAGUUGUGUACAAGAAUUGGCCUCUGGCAUUGUGAUACAUGUGGAUAAUUCAGCUUGCAUGGAGGAGAAACCAGUUGUUAAGAAAGCCUGUGAUUGUCCCAAGAAUCGUAGACGUUCUAAUCAAAGAUAUCGCUUGCAUGGCUUAAGUCCUAAUGCUUCACAUUCCAAUAUUAAACGCAAUGAAAGAGCUGGCACCUGGUUAAUGUCAGACUGGAACCAAUAUUGUUCUUCGGAUUGUGGUAGUGGUGUGGAGUAUAGAACUAUCUAUUGUGAUCGCUCUAAACCCAAUACGGAAAGAUGUGAUUUCCGUACAACCCCCGAAAUUACCAGAACCUGUGAACGUUCGGAUAAUUGUGAAACAGGAGAAUGGUUUUCAGGACCCUGGACUCCCUGUAAUGGCAAUUGCUUUAAUUUAACUAGAACCAGACAGGUAUUGUGCAUACAAAACCAAUUGAUAGUGGAUGAUGAGGAUUGUAAGCCGGAAUUGAGACCUUCAAAUGUGGAGAAAUGUUCUCAUGAAGAGGUGGAAUAUUGUGGAGCUAGAUGGCAUUAUUCAGAGUGGUCGGAGUGCACCAAAACCUGUGGUACCGGCACCCAAAGGAGAACCGUUAAAUGCUUGGAAUAUGAUGAUCAUGAAAAUGCCUUAAGAGAGUCCAAUAAAUGUCGUUAUUCCAUAAGAGAACCAAUUUAUAGAAGCUGUAAUACACACAAAUGUGAAGAGAAUCGCCAUGAUCGUGUACAAAAUGAUGGUGCCUCUAGUUCCUGUUCCGAUGAAAUUGCCAACUGCCAAUGGGCUGUCAAAGCUAAACUUUGUAGUUAUGAGUAUUAUCAACAUAAAUGCUGUUACUCCUGCAGCAUAGCAGGAUGAGAGAGUGAGAGUGACAGCAAGUAUGGCAAGAGAGGCAGAGUAUUUUGAGAGAAUUUCAUAGGAGAGUUAAUUCUGUAAUUUAAUUUCUUAAACUAAGUUUAUUUUUUAUGAAGUUUUAUUUUUUUUUAAAAUAAUUUAAUGCGAAACAAAACAAAAAAAAUCCAAUCGAAUAGUUAAAAUGUACGUUUUAUAAAAAAAAAGAAAAAUAAAUUUUGUAUUACUUAAAAUAAUAAAAUUAAGACAAUACAGAGAAAAAGAGGCACUACUAAUAAAACAAAAGAGAAAAUUUUAAAAUAAAAUAAUGAAAAAUUAUAGAAA